GAGAGAGAGAGAGAGAGAGAGAGAGAGAGAGUGAGUGAGUUCAGCCUGACAAAACAACUCUACAAAGUAGCCUUCUUCCCACACCACACUCGGAAUCUUUCGCCUCUAUUUUACCUGGAAUGAAAUGCUUUUACGUGGAUGACUUGAAAGAUCAGGAGGACGUCCAGCCUGGUGACUCCAAACUGACCCGUGCUGCCCAGCUUGAGCUGCCCGGCUCAAGGGAGCAGCUUGCAGAGAGUUCACCGCCAUGUCUUAACGCCGCACGCUCCCCUCUGAAAACCCUGUCCCCCCUUCCCUCUCUCUCCCCUCCCUCCCCCUCCACCUCUUCCUCCCCUGCCCUCCCUAUUGAAGCUCCCCAGUCCUUUGGAAACCACAGUGCCUCCUCUGGAGUGAUGAGCCUGCAUCAUCAGCAGCAGGGGUCCGAGAGGGACCUCCCCUCGGCCGCUGCCUCCGCCAGCCUGCCCUCCGUACGAAAGACCCCUAAAAAGCGGCGCCUCUCGCUGCGCUCGCUCUUCCGCCGUCGAUGUGGGGACCCCAAAUCCCGCAAGUCACGCGCUCUAACCGCUGGAGUGGAUGGCAUCGCCAGUGUGGAGAGCGUGCAUUCCGAGAUGUGCCAGCAGCAGGAUCACGCCUCUGCGCUUUCUGAGCCUGGUGUGGCCUCCACCUCAUCUUCAUCCUCCUCAUCGUCAGCCUCCACCUCUGAGCUGCUGGAGUGCCCGCUGUGCCUGCUGCGCCACACUCGAGACCGGUUCCCGGACAUCAUGACAUGCCACCACCGGUCCUGCGCUGACUGCCUUCGACAGUACCUGCGUAUAGAGAUAUCUGAGAGCAGGGUCAACAUCAGCUGCCCGGAGUGCUCGGAGCGCUUCAACCCCCACGACAUCCGCAUGAUACUCAACGACCGUGUGCUCAUGGAGAAGUAUGAAGAGUUUAUGCUGCGCCGAUGGCUGGUGGCCGACCCUGACUGCCGCUGGUGCCCUGCUCCGGACUGUGGGUAUGCAGUCAUUGCCUUCGGUUGUGCCAGCUGUCCAAAGAUCACAUGUGGUCGUGAGGGCUGUGGAACUGAAUUCUGUUACCACUGUAAACAGCUGUGGCACCCCAACCAGACCUGUGACGCCGCCCGACAGCAGAGAGCCCAGAGUCUCAGACUGAGACCCUUCAGAUCAUCUUCACUCAGCUACAGCCAGGAGAGCGGAGCUGCAGCUGAUGAUAUAAAGCCAUGUCCCCGCUGUGCGGCCUACAUCAUUAAGAUGAACGAUGGGAGCUGUAAUCACAUGACCUGCGCUGUUUGUGGCUGUGAGUUCUGCUGGCUAUGCAUGAAGGAGAUCUCAGACCUGCACUACUUAAGUCCUUCAGGGUGCACGUUCUGGGGUAAAAAGCCAUGGAGUAGGAAGAAGAAGAUCCUGUGGCAGUUGGGCACACUCGUAGGUGCUCCAGUUGGCAUUGCACUGAUUGCUGGCAUCGCCAUACCUGCAAUGGUCAUCGGGAUUCCUGUUUAUGUGGGGAGAAAGAUUCAUAAUCGUUAUGAGGGUAAGGACAUCUCCAAGCACAAAAGGAACCUGGUGAUAGCAGGCGGCGUGACGCUGUCAGUGAUUGUGUCUCCAGUGGUUGCUGCUGUCACUGUCGGGAUUGGAGUGCCCAUCAUGUUGGCGUAUGUCUACGGCGUGGUGCCAAUCUCCCUGUGUCGCAGCGGUGGUUGCGGCGUGUCUGCUGGGAAUGGCAAAGGCGUGCGCAUUGAGUUUGAUGAUGAGAACGAAAUGAAUGUGGGCACCGGAGCAGCUGUGACUGACACCACUUCAGUAGCAGAGACCAGGCAUAACCCCAGCAUCGGCGAGGGCAGUGUUGGGGGUCUAAUGGGCAGCCUGAGUGCCAGCGGGAGCCACAUGGAUCGUAUCGGAGCUAUGAGAGACAACCUGAGUGAGAACGCCAGCACUAUGGCCCUCGCUGGGGCCAGCAUCACCGGCAGCCUGUCAGGAAGUGCCAUGGUCAACUGCUUCAACAGGUUAGAGGUUCAAGCUGAUGUACAGAAGGAGCGCUGCAGUCUCAGUGGGGAGUCUGGCACUGUCAGUCUGGGGACAAUCAGCGACAACGCUAGUACCAAAGCAAUGGCUGGAUCCAUUCUUAACGCCUACUUGCCUCUGGACAGAGAUGGGAACAGUAUGGAGGUGCAGGUGGAUGUGGAAUCGAAACGUGGGAAGCUUAGACACCACAGUGGUAGCAGCAGUAUGGAUGAUGGCAGCAGUGGGGGCCACGGUGCCAGCAUUUGUCCCUCCGGCUGCCCCCACGAGGGCAGGUGCGGCUCUUCUCGCUGGGUCUUGGAGCCCUCCUCCACCCCUUCCUCCUCUUCUGGCAAGAAGAGCAAAGGCAAAUUGCGAAAGAAGAGUGGAGGCACCAAGAUCAACGAGACUCGUGAAGACAUGGAUGCCCAGCUGCUGGAGCAGCGUAGUACCAACUCCAGCGAGUUAGACUCACCCUCUCUGAGCGGCAGCCUGCCCUCUGUGGCCGACUCGCACUCCAGCCACUUCUCUGAGGUCAGCUGCUCUGACCUGGACGCCUGCAGACCACCCUGCUAUGAGACUUAUGGUCGGCAUCCCAACAUGGGCGGAACGAUCAGCCCACUCCCCGAAGUUGAGUACGACCGGUUGGAAAACUGUCCAGCCUCUGCGAGUCUCCCCCAGGCUUCGGUUGCCCCUCUCACCACUGAUGGAGCAGCGGAGCGCCCCCUGUGCUACAUUGCAGAGGAGAACAUGAGUUUAAUCUGUGCGGCUGAUCUGGAUGCUGGCGCUAGUGCGAGCUCGAGCUCACCUAAAGGACACAAUAACAACUUUUCUCAGCCGACUAGCCCUGUGCGUAACGCUUGUAUUCAAACAGAGAUAUAACAAGACAGGUUUGAGUUAACCCAAAUGCUAGCUUUCAAAGCUAACCUCAUCCACUUUAUUACCAAGGAUUGCACACUGAAUUUUAAAUAAAAGCUUGUAUGAGUUUCAAGGAGGUUGUAUUUUCAGGUCGGCCAUUGUUUAAUCGAAUGUUGGAGAAGGAACGCCACUAUUUACACUGGUCAGGGGCAGGAUAUUCCGCAAGGGUUAAAAAAAGCUCUCUUCUGAUUGACAGGUUGUAUGAGGGCCUGUUAGCUUGGGCGUACAGUUGGACUAAAGCUCUGACAAGAUUCGGAAAGGCAACAGAUGAAUGUAAGGCGGCAAGUGAUGCACAGAUACUGAAGUUGACAUGAUGAUGAUGUAGCUGUCAAUCACAUAUGCCUCUAUUUCAGUGUUCAGGGUCGCGCUGAUCAACGACCUCAACAGUGAGGAAUGAAUCUCACGAAGAACAUGUUCAGGUCAUAUUUCACCCCAAAAUUAGUAACAAUAUUUUGGAUAAAGAAAAUGAAAUCUAUUUUUAGGACCAUUAGGAUUUGUUUGCAUUGUAACAUUAUUUGUAUGACUAAGCUGCCACAAUCUGUAAGUAACUUCUAAGUAAUUACUGGAAAAUUACUAAUUACCGAGGGGAAAAUGGUGCUUCCCCCUAAAUUCUCAUUACCGCAAUGCAUUUUUGUAUUUCCCAUUAUUUUCAAUGGUGAUUUUCAUGUAUUCUCAUUACUUGUGUACAGUAAUUUUUUAGUUACUGUAUAAUUUAGUUUAAUAAUUACUGUUAUACAGUAAUAUAGUAUAAUUACAGGAAAAAAUACUGUUAUUUUUUUCUUUAAUUUAAAUCAGCAUAAAUUUAAGGAAAUACAUCAAAAAAUAACGAAUAAGUUGUUUAAAUCUCUUUUUUUUUUUUUUCGCAUUGCACUAAUGAGAAUUCAGGUUUUCUUUGCAUUACGAUAGUGAUAAUUUGGGGGAUUUGAGAAUUUGUUACAUUAUAGUAUUGAAAAUUAAUUGUUUAGUUUUUUGCAUUGUAAUAAAACUAAAUAAUGGGGGGGGGGGGGGGGCUGAAAUAUGACCUGGGCAUGUUCUUCACAGGUUUUGUGAGAUUUACCCAUGUUUUCAGGCUCCUUUACUAGACAUAUACACACACAUACUCUCAGUUACCCAACAUAUAGCUUUAGUUGGAGAAAUCUGCAUCUUCUCAAAUGCAAGGGGGAUGUUGGGAGGGAUCCGAUGUUCGUAAAGACCAGCCCAUAAGGGACCAGGCAAUAGAUUUCCCUUCACCACAGUGAACCUUCUUGUAAAUGAUUGCGUUUUUAAUUUCUUGGGCUUCUUUUGAAAGUAAGAUUUCUCUCAUCUAGCAUCACUGCUUAUUUUAUGUUUUGUUGAAGCCCUGUGUUGAGGUGCUGGAUGAAGCUGUUUGGGCGCCUCCUGCUGGUAGCAUGAGGACUUGUCACCAGAUCCAAAAUAUUCCUAUGAGAUAAGUCACGGAGAAGGAAUGUUUAAAAAAAAAAAAAAAAAGCCAAGCCAAGUACACUGAUAUGGGUGUGAACUGUCUAAGGUGGACUUUGAUUCAUUUGUAUUUAUGAAACAGAGGGGUUUGCAUCCUCUUUAAACAGUGUAACCAUCAAUCAACUUUAAUUUCAAAGGCUAUGAUGGUAAUCACAUUCAGGUCAUUUGAACCACCUUAUGAUUAAGUGAUUUUCAUUUUUGUAUCUGCAUUUGACUCAUGGUGCCUUUUGGAUCAUAGAAAAAACAAGUUUGUUUCUCUGGUUUGUGUCUUAUAAAAUUCAAAUGUAUUUGGAUGAGGCUGAAUUGAAUGUUAGUGAGGCGGCGUGGCAUGUUUCCUCUUGUCCCUGUGCUACACACUUAACGGUUAGGGACUACACAACCAACCGCCUACCAAAGACAGCACUCGGGCUCACCGAUGAUGACUCCUCACCUUUGAACCCUGCAUACUUUAACCAGACUCGCAAUUUACAGACUCUGCCGCCUCGGAGCACCGAGUGUCUGACCCAUGUGUUUGCACUGUUCUAGUCCUGUUCAGGAGUUCAUUUCUGUUCGUCAUUCCCGCUGCCAUUCUGGGGCUGCUCUGUAAUCUCUAAAAACUGAUCUAAUGCAACAAGCUGCUUUUGUUAUUGUUUCUUUCAUUUCUUUCAUUUGUUUUUCUCAUGUUUUGAGCCUUCCUGCCCAUAUCUGUAUGAAUAUUAGUUCAGAGGCUGGGGCCGAUUGAUUUCGAACUUGUUCAGAACAGCUUAUGAUGUUUGUAUAUUUGCUUUAUAAUAUGCGUGUAAAUGUGUAUCUAAAUGAAAAUAAAAACAUUGAAUCCA
Messenger RNA from Myxocyprinus asiaticus (Chinese sucker), 5191 nucleotides. Its product is annotated as E3 ubiquitin-protein ligase RNF19A-like. Bases 120 to 2879 code for a protein of 919 amino acids. The record is from RefSeq and is a predicted model, not a curated record. Lineage: Eukaryota; Metazoa; Chordata; Actinopteri; Cypriniformes; Catostomidae. Gene Ontology annotation, biological process: positive regulation of proteasomal ubiquitin-dependent protein catabolic process; ubiquitin-dependent protein catabolic process; protein polyubiquitination. Gene Ontology annotation, cellular component: ubiquitin ligase complex; cytoplasm. The transcript has 10 exons. Gene Ontology annotation, molecular function: ubiquitin protein ligase activity; ubiquitin conjugating enzyme binding; zinc ion binding.